AUGACCCAAAAAGGUAACUUAUUUUCUCUAACCCAAGAGGAUAAAGAAAUCAACCCUAAAAACCUAGAAGACUCAAAUGAGUUUCAAACAGCUGAUCCUUCCACCAGAGGUGAUAGGAACCUAUGUGAUUAUGAGACUCAAAACAUUUUGGGGGUGAAAAAGCAUGUGACUAAUAUGCCACCUGCAAAGCAGAAUGAAUCAAAAAUAAAGAAGAGUCUCAGGCAGAAAGUAAGUUGGAAGACAAAAAUAAUUUUGGAAAUGAACCGGAUAAACGAGUUUAAGAACAAAGGUGUGCAUGACCCAGAAAAAGUCGGGGUCACGGUGCUGGUGUAUCAACUACUAAGGGUCCAGACUGCAGCAGGCGCGGGGGCAGGGGGCACCGAGCCCUCCUCUUCCCGGACUUCAGAUGCGGCUGCAGAGCCGCUGAGCCUGUGCACUAAGGUCGCGGCCGCCGCCCCGGCCCGGGGGAGCCGCGGGUGCCGCCAGCGGCCGCGCAGCCCCCUCAACUUUACGUGUAUAACUCUUAUUUUCCUUCUGGUGCAGGUGAUAGAAAAAAAUGUUGAUCCUGAAACAAUGCUGUUACCAUACCUGAGGAAGAAGCUCCGACUGACAGGAACCAAGUAUGGCUGUGGAGGGGGAGGCUGUGGCGCCUGCACGGUGAUGAUCUCACGAUAUAACCCCAUUACCAAGAAGAUAAGACAUUAUCCAGCCAAUGCCUGUCUGACCCCCAUCUGUUCUCUGCACGGUGCUGCCGUCACCACAGUGGAAGGCGUAGGAAGCACCAAGGGCAGGAUUCAUCCUGUUCAGGAGAGGAUCGCCAAGUGUCACGGCACGCAGUGUGGGUUCUGCACCCCUGGGAUGGUGAUGUCCAUCUACACGCUGCUCAGGAAUCAUCCAGAGCCCACUCUGGAUCAGUUAACUGAUGCCCUUGGUGGUAACCUGUGCCGUUGCACUGGAUACAGGCCCAUAAUUGACACGUGCAAGACUUUCUGUAAGACUUCCGGCUGCUGUCAGAGUAAAGAAAAUGGGGUCUGCUGUUUGGAUCAAGGAGUAAAUGGAGUACCAGGAUUCGAGGAAGGGAACGAGGUCAGUGAGGUGUAAGGUUUUUAUGAGGCUUUCUCAGGACAUGAGCACAGACCAGCUGACUUCUAGGAAGAGAAAGUGGCUGCCCAAGUUGAUGAAUGUGAGAUAAUGGCUGAGAAACAACCACAAAGGACCAGGGUUUUUAGUGGAGAUAGAAUGACAUGGAUUUCUCCAGUGACCCUGAAGGAACUUCUGGAAGCUAAAGUCAAGUAUCCCCAGGCCCCUGUUGUCAUGGGGAACACCUCUGUGGGGCCUGACAUGAAAUUUAAAGGUGUCUUUCACCCAGUUAUAAUUUCUCCUGAUAGAAUUGAAGAACUGAGUGUUGUAAACUAUGAAGAUAAUGGGCUGACCUUAGGUGCCGGCCUCAGCCUGGCUCAGGUGAAGGACAUCCUGGCUGAAGUGAUCCAGAAGCUUCCAGAGGAGAAGACGCAGACGUACCAUGCUCUCUUGAAGCAUUUGGGAACUCUGGCCGGAUCCCAGAUCAGGAACAUGGCUUCUUUAGGGGGCCACAUCGUGAGUAGGCAUCUGGAUUCAGAUCUGAAUCCCCUCCUGGCCGUGGGCAACUGUACCCUCAACUUGCUGUCAAAAGAAGGAGAACGACAGAUUCCUUUAAAUGAGCAGUUUCUCAGAAAAUGCCCCAGUGCGGAUCUUAAGCCUGAAGAAAUCUUGGUCUCAGUGAACAUCCCCUACUCGAGGAAGUGGGAAUUUAUGUCAGCCUUCCGACAAGCCCAGCGGCAGCAGAAUGCGCUUGCGAUAGUCAAUUCGGGAAUGAGAGUCUUUUUUGGAGAAGGAGAUGGCGUCAUUAGGGAGUUAUCCAUCGCAUACGGAGGCGUGGGUCCAACCACCGUCUGUGCAAAGAAUUCCUGCCAGAAACUCAUCGGAAGGCCCUGGAAUGAAGAGAUGCUGGAUGCAGCUUGCAGGCUGGUUCUGGAUGAAGUCUCCCUUCCAGGCGGGGCUCCGGGCGGACAGGUGGAGUUCAAGAGGACUCUCAUCGUCAGCUUCCUCUUCAAGUUCUACCUGAAGGUGUCACAGACUCUGAAGACGAUGGACCCUGUUCACUAUCCUGGCCUUGCAGACAAGUACGAGAGUGCGUUAGAAGAUCUGCACUCCAGACAUGACUGGGGUACCUUCAGGCUCCAGAAUGUAGGCCCAAAGCAGCUUCCUCAAGACCCAAUUGGCCAUCCCAUCAUGCAUCUGUCUGGUAUUAACCAUGCCACGGGUGAAGCCAUCUACUGUGACGACAUGCCAGCGGUUGAUCGGGAACUUUUCUUGACUUUUGUGACGAGUUCAAGAGCUCAUGCUAAGAUUGUGUCUCUUGAUCUGUCAGAAGCGCUCAGCCUGCCAGGCGUGGUGGACAUUGUGACUGAGGAACAUCUUCGUGGUGUAAACUACUUCUACUUUGCAACCGAACCUGAGAAACUUUUGGGGACAGAGGAGGUGUCCUGUGUGGGUCAGCUCGUCUGCGCCGUGAUUGCGGAUUCCGAGGUUCAGGCAAAGCGAGCCGCGAAGCGAGUGAAGAUUGUCUACCAAGACUUGGAGCCGCUGAUCCUAACUAUCGAGGUGACCAGUUCAAGGGUGGGGCCGGAAGAGCAGAUUUCAGUGGUGCAUGGGGAUAAAGCAUUUGACAUUGUCUCCUCCUUGACUCGGGUGUACUUUCCUGUAACAGGUGAAAUACAUAUGGGAGGUCAAAAACAUUUUUAUAUGGAAACCCAGAGCAUGCUCAUUGUUCCCAAAGGAGAGGAUCAAGAAAUAGAUGUCUAUGUGUCCACACAAUUUCCCAAAUACAUACAGGACAUAGUGGCUUCGACCCUGAAGCUCCCAGCUAACAAGGUCAUGUGUCAUGUAAAGCGACUUGGUGGGGCGUUCGGGGGAAAAACAGUCAAAACCGGCAUCAUGGCAGCCGUCACCGCAUUUGCCGCAAACAAACACGGUCGUGCAGUUCGCUGCAUUCUGGAACGAGGAGAAGACAUGUUAAUAACUGGGGGCCGCCACCCUUACCUUGGAAAGUACAAAGCUGGAUUCAUGAACGAUGGCAGAAUCUUGGCCCUGGAUGUGGAGCAUUACAGCAAUGCAGGUGCCUCUAUGGAUGAGUCACUAUAUGUGACGAAACAGGGAGUUAUGAAAGUGGAAAAUGCUUACAAGUUUCCCAACCUGCGCUGCCGGGCCCGGGCGUGCAGAACCAACCUUCCAUCCAACACGGCUCUGCGCGGGUUUGGCUUCCCCCAGGCGGGGCUGAUCACCGAAUCCUGCAUCACGGAAGUCGCAGCCAGAUGUGGGUUGUCCCCUGAGAAGGUGCGAACGAUAAACAUGUACAGUGAAAUUGACCAAACACCCUACAAACAGGAGAUUAAUGCCAAGAACCUGAUCCAGUGUUGGAAGGAAUGUAUGACCAAGUCUUCCUACUCCCUGAGGAAAGCAGCCGUAGAAAAAUUCAACUCAGAGAAUUACUGGAAGAAGAAAGGGCUGGCCAUCAUCCCCCUGAAGUAUCCUAUCGGCUUUCCCGCAGUUGCUCUUGGUCAGGCUGCUGCCCUGGUUCACGUUUAUCUCGAUGGGUCUGCACUGGUGACUCACGGUGGAAUCGAGAUGGGGCAGGGCGUCCACACUAAAAUGAUCCAGGUGGCCAGUCGUGAAUUAAGGAUGCCGAUGUCUAGUGUCCACCUGCGUGGAACCAGCACAGAAACCGUCCCUAAUACAAAUACCUCUGGAGCAUCCUUGGUGGCGGAUCUCAACGGAUUGGCAGUGAAGGACGCUUGCCAAACUCUUCUAAAACGCCUUGAACCCAUCAUCAGCAAGAAUCCUCACGGCACGUGGAAGGAUUGGGCGCAGGCCGCUUUUGACGAAAGCAUUAGUCUCUCGGCGACUGGAUACUUCAGGGGAUAUGAGACAAACAUGAACUGGGAGACAGGAGAAGGCCAUCCUUUCGCAUACUUUGUUUAUGGAGCUGCCUGUUCCGAGGUGGAAAUAGACUGCCUGACAGGUGCUCAUAAGAACAUCAGAACAGACAUUGUCAUGGAUAUUGGCUACAGUAUAAAUCCAGCCCUUGACAGAGGCCAGGAAUAA
Messenger RNA from Ceratotherium simum simum (southern white rhinoceros), 4143 nucleotides. NCBI's taxonomy places the organism in Eukaryota, Metazoa, Chordata, Mammalia, Perissodactyla, Rhinocerotidae. The record is from RefSeq and is a predicted model, not a curated record.